Eutrema salsugineum is the source of this 999-nucleotide messenger RNA. Its product is annotated as probably inactive receptor-like protein kinase At5g41680. Gene Ontology annotation, biological process: protein phosphorylation. The transcript has 2 exons. Lineage: Eukaryota; Viridiplantae; Streptophyta; Magnoliopsida; Brassicales; Brassicaceae. Gene Ontology annotation, molecular function: ATP binding; protein kinase activity. The record is from RefSeq and is a predicted model, not a curated record. Bases 1 to 978 code for a protein of 325 amino acids.
AUGAUGGCUUGUUGCUUGCGAAAGAAGCGGCGCGUGAAAGCUAGGCUCUCAUGGAAGUCGAAGAAGAAAGACUCAUCUCCAUCUGGUAACUGGGCAGCAGAAGACGACGAUGAUCAAGGCAAAAUCGUCUUCUUUGGAGGAAGUAACUAUACCUUUGAUUUGGACGACUUGUUAGCUUCAUCUGCAGAAAUGCUGGGGAAAGGUGCUUCUGGUUCAACCUACAAAGUAGCCGUGGAGGACACAACCACUGUAGUAGUGAAGAGAUUGGAGGAGGUGGUUGUGGGAAGAAGAGAGUUUGAGCAAACAAUGGAGAUCGUUGGUAGAAUCAGACAUGAUAAUGUGGCUGAGCUAAAAGCUUACUACUAUUCCAAGAACGAUAAGCUCGCUGUUUACAGCUAUUACAGCGAGGGGAACCUCUUCGAAAUGUUGUACGGAGAGAACCGAAUACCUUUAGAUUGGGAGUCUCGAUUGAGAAUAGCCAUUGGUGUAGCAAGAGGAUUGGCUACUAUCCAUGAAGCAGACGACAAGGAGUUUGUCCAUGGGAACAUCAAAUCCUCAAACAUCUUCAAUGGCUGCAUCUGCGAUCUUGGCUUGACAUCCAUCACCAAGUCUCUCCCUCAGACAACCAUUCGUUCCUCGGGUUAUCAUGCUCCUGAAAUAACAGACACAAGAAAGUGCACACAGUUUUCUGAUGUGUACAGCUUCGGGGUGGUGUUACUCGAGCUUCUUACAGGGAAAUCUCCAGCAGGAGGAGACAAAAACAUGGACUUGGCGAGCUGGAUAAGGUCCGUGGUGUCGAGAGAGUGGACCGGAGAAGUGUUUGACACUGAGCUUAUGAAGCAAAUGGGUAUAGAGGAAGAGUUGGUUGAGAUGUUGCAGAUAGGUUUGGCUUGUGUUGCCUUGAAGCCUCAAGAUCGACCUCAUAUAGCACAUGUUGUGAAAAUGAUACAAGACAUUCCAACACUCGAUGCAGAUUGAGAAACAACACCAAAUCAAAAG